Messenger RNA from Daphnia carinata, 3713 nucleotides. RefSeq lists its product as uncharacterized. Gene Ontology annotation, molecular function: chitin binding. NCBI's taxonomy places the organism in Eukaryota, Metazoa, Arthropoda, Branchiopoda, Diplostraca, Daphniidae. The record is from RefSeq and is a predicted model, not a curated record. The transcript has 18 exons. The coding region runs from base 1257 to 2660 and encodes 467 amino acids.
CUAAUAUUUCGUUGCUGACGAAUUAGACGUGGAUGAAAAAGGUGGAUUAUUGUGCUUUCAUAUCAAGAUCUAUGACAGUGGGAUCACUCGGGCAUCCACCGAGUUCAACGUAGUUCUUAACAACCGACAACAAUCAUCACAAGGAAAUCUGCCUAGAAUUUCCCUGCACUUGAUUGGCUUUGGCUUCUACACUUAUACCCUGACGUGUCAACCGCUAUCGCAGACGGGAUUACCACUUCCUCUAUAUUUCACUAUGGAAAUUAAGGAGGAAGUGGACUUUGAAAAUAUGUCUCCGAAAAUGAAGGUUUUUGUAAGUCUGAUCAUCAGCUGCAUUUCUUGUGUUAACUUUGUUCAAAUUGUCGAUGGCCAAACCUGCGACAAGAGAAACCAAUUGGGUACCUGUGCGACAUUGACAUGUCCACCGGCGCAAAAUGGUGCAAUUUGCGAAAAGAGACGCUGCGUGAAUAACAAUGAAGGAACUGCUCCUUAUGUUGUUGUCAUUAGUUCCGCAGCUUCUGGUGCUCUCGUAUUAUUGUUAAUCAUACUCGUUGUAACAGGAUUGUGUAUCCGAUCACGGAGACAAAGCAGAGGUGUUCCUGAUCCCAAAAUGUCGGUACCACCUGUAGCGAAUUCGUACCUUUUCCGCUCACCAUCAGCAACGACAAGACUCGUCAAUGCGGCCUACAACCCACGUCCUCCUCUUCCGCUGAUUGACGUCGAAGACGAAAAUCCGUAUGAGUACGAAACAGUCGAUUUUCCAGAACUCAAACCGCAGUUGACUAAUUCAACCGAUGAAGCGGAAAACGGUUAUUUGAUUCCAACUCCUUUAACAAAACCAAAACUUCCUCCUCCUCAAAUUUUGGAUCCUGCAUACAACUACUGAAUGACGGGCAAUACAAUUGCUAGUGGGAUCUAGGUCUUUACUUUCGGGUGUUGAAAGGAUUUUUGGUCAUUGUUAACAUUGAUCUUUUUCUAGAAUCCUGCUCUGAAUCUAUUCCGCCUAGAAAUAUUGGUUGCAUUUUUUAAAAUUAUAUUUUCAUUCAAAUGUUUCAUUUUUUUUUAUUGUUGAAUUUCUGCUCUUUAAUUUUAUUGCCGUUAAAUUUAUAUCAACACAGGAAACCAAUUUCCGUCGCCGCUGCGAAUAGAAGAGAAUAAUAACCACCAAGGAAAAAUAACCGUCGAAUUUCAAAUAUUUUUUCAGAGUUCCUUUUAUUCUGGCCCGCAGAACCAGUCGGAUAUUCUGCGGAGACGCAAACAUGUUCUUAUCCACAAAAAUUGUUACCACCUCGAUUUACAGUGCUUUACUUCUAGGAUUCCUUCAGAUCUAUGGAUGCAAGGCAACGAGAUGUGGCGCUAAAUUUGAAAAUGCUAAGUGUUCCGACAAUCUGUGCUGUUCAACUUCUGGAUAUUGUGGUGAAACGAUAGAACAUUGCCUUACAAUGUGUAAUCCAAAAUAUGGCCGCUGCGAUCCUUUCAGAGUCAAUGCAUCGAUUGGAUUCCGCGUUGAAGGAAACCAGUGCGGUUCGGGAAAUGAUUUUAGAUAUUGUGCCGGCAGCAUGUGUUGUUCAGAAUACGGAUAUUGCGAUGUAUCGGAUGAACAUUGUGGUGAUGGCUGUCAACCUUAUUACGGACGUUGCAAUGCAAUUGCGAAAUGCAAUUUACCAUCAUACAAUGGCCACAUUUUCCCAGAAAUAACAAGUCAACAGCGUACGCUGAUAAGUGCAAAGAAUAAUUACUGGUACUUUCUUUGCGAACCGGACCAUAUUUUGAAAAAUGUUACACGGCGGCUGCAACCGGUCACUUGCAAUAACAUUGAUGGAACUUGGCCAGCAAAUUAUUAUCCGGAAUGUGUUGAAAACACGGCCUUUAAACACGAUGUGAUCACGGAUGUGGCAUUGGACGGGAAUUUAAUUACUUGCGACCAAAAACCCAGAAGAAAUGAGGUGAAAAUUGGAAUCUAUGAUGCGCAUUCUUUGAUACAAGACAUUCGUAUUACCGUACGAGAAACCGGUAACUACAACUUCAGUGUGUCGAUCGUGGACAUUAUCCAAAGGAAUAACGUGACUGUCCGCUAUACAAAGCGAUAUGACGGCAUUAUCAAGUACGGCCAAACUGUCGUUUUCUUCACUAACAUGAUAACACCUUUAAUGAACAAGGCGCGAAGAUUCGUCCACUUCACUCCCCAUGCUGGAAUGAGAAUAUGCGAAAUAGAAGUUCAUUCCUACAACUCGGGAAAAUGGAACGAAAUUAUGUUGGUUGCUGUUGGCAUGAGUUCCGUCAUUUUCUUCCUUUUAGCAGCCCUGAUAGUAACCGUCUUUUGUUUGCGAAACCAAAGCAGUACACGCCCUGUCGCAGCUGUUUCUAAAAAUAAAAAUCAGAUAAGCAAUAGAUACUCGUGGAGAAUUAGUCAACAAGCGCCUCGUCCGCCAUGUCUGGAUGUCAACUUCCGUGCCUUACAUACUUUCAACUAUGACGAAAAUCACUACGAGUAUGAAGAAAUCGUCACCUACACGGAUGUUUCGAUACCGCAAACUAAUCGGAUUCAAACGACAGAAUCACUAUGUCCCGAACACUCGUACGAUGAAGCAAUAAGUUUGGGUGCACACUUGAACAAGCCAUAUUUACCUCCUCCGCCUGUUCCACAUUUCUCAACUGAAUGAUAGACAAAAGAAAUUAAUGGCAAACAUCAUAUGAUUCAAAAGUCCAUUUCUUAUGAACAGUUAUCUGAAAUUGGGAUUCUUGAAGCUUCUUAAUAAAGAUUCAGAUUGUGGAUAUCCUUGUUUGAUACGACCUUGCUGGUCUGUGUGGUUGUUCCUAGUGUUCCAACCGGACGUGGUUUUGGAAGCCAUAAAAUGGCGUAUGUCGGCAUAAUCGCCGUCAUAUCCUUUUCUGUAUUUUGUUUGUUUUGUUUCAGUGACUGACUUGGCCCUAAGAAAUGCAGUUAAUCGUUACUUUAGUCAUCUUCGUCAUCGCCGUAACCUGUACAAUGAUGCAGGAAACCAGCGAUACACCUGAAGCGAUGGUCCUUAAGGAACAAACUGAAUUACUCAAAACAAAAGUUGUCCGCCUUCGCAACUUGAGGAACCUGUUGAAGAACAGCACGUUCUUUCGUAAUUGGGAAGGCACUUGCCCGUCGGAGUUGGAUGCCCAGGUGCGUUGCUUCAAAAUUACUGGGAAACAGGAAAACAAUUGUCUUUGCUGGAGCACUGCAGUGGUGAAAGUCAACUGGUUCACGGCUACCGCCUUUUGCGAUUACCACGGCAUGCAUUUGAUCUCCUUCUCUUCAAAUAUUGUAGGCAACAAGAAUGGCCUCUCGACACUUUGGAAUUCGAACGGCAGAGUUGCAAUAUGGACUUCAGCGAGUGACGUGAUUACUCGCCGUGCAUGGGUCUUCCGCAAUGGAGCUAUUUUAAGCAAACAAGAAGCACAUCGGGGCCAAUCGAUCGAUGGACUCGAUGAAUUGCUUCUGGAGAACUUGGAACCGAUGCAAAAUGGAAGCUAUCCAAACCUUAAACUACCCACCACCUGCAUCAGUGCCAAUAUAAUCGAUUUGGGAACAAACCUAACAUUUUAUCCGGAAUCGUGUUUGGAAAACAGGCCAUUUGUUUGUGAGCAAUUUAUUCUGUGAUAAUCUUUUUAAGGAAAUAUUUUUCAGCUUUAAUUUGCGCCACUUACUGAUGGGCCUGCGACUGAAGAUUGCGGCCCUUUUACAA